Messenger RNA from Meira miltonrushii, 1199 nucleotides. RefSeq names its product nascent polypeptide-associated complex, alpha subunit. Gene Ontology annotation, biological process: protein targeting to membrane. The record is from RefSeq and is a predicted model, not a curated record. NCBI's taxonomy places the organism in Eukaryota, Fungi, Basidiomycota, Exobasidiomycetes, Exobasidiales, Brachybasidiaceae. Gene Ontology annotation, cellular component: cytoplasm; nascent polypeptide-associated complex. The transcript has a single exon. The coding region runs from base 141 to 755 and encodes 204 amino acids.
GCUGUUGUGCUAAAGUGUGGCAUCAUAUCCCUCUAUUAAAGAGCGGCAUACGCACUUUAGCGGGGCUUUGGAGGUAAAAGUUGCUGAAUGGCAGAAGUGGAAUACUUGAUAACCAUCAUCUCUAACGAAUAUCGUCCAAUAUGGCCAGCAUUGAAGAGAUUGCCGAUAGCAUCGAAGAACCAACACAACAUAUUCAUGAUCACGAUCACGAUCAUGAAGGUGAAGGAAGUGAUGUUGAACUUGGCGGUAAAGGUCAAGAUGUAACAAUCACAGAUGCAAUCGCCAGUAAAUCUGAACGUAAAGCACGUAAGCAAUUACAGGGUAUCGGCUUGAAACGUGUUCAGGGUAUCAACCGUGUUACAAUGCGUCGUCCUCGUGGUUAUCUUUUGGUUGUUACAAAUCCAGAAGUAUACAAAUCUUCCGUUUCAGAUGUUUACGUCGUUUUUGGUGAAUUAAAGACUGAAGAUAUGUCUGCUCAAGCACAAGCAGCACAAGCACAACAAUUGGCUCAACAAGAACAACAAGAACGUAUGUUGAGCGAACAAUUCAGCCAAUUGUCCAGCGGAGCAGGCGCUGAAAAGAAAAAGGAAGAAGAGGAGGAAGAAGAUGAAAGCGAGCCGAUCGACGAAGAAGGCGUUGAUGCAAAAGAUAUCGAUUUGGUCAUCUCUCAAACAUCUUGCUCUCGCCGUAGAGCUGUCAAAGCUUUGAAGGAACACCAAGGUGAUUUGAUCAACGCAAUCAUGGCUGUCUCAUAAAUGGGCGAGAUAGGCUGUACUUCCGCCCAUUCGCAUGUACUUAACCACAAAAAGCCCUUUCAUUGAAAGGUAGAUCCGACAGGACAAACAUAUUUGAUACAUGGUAUCGCAAUUUCACCUUCGACUGAGUGACUUUGAAGUGAGGUAGAAAGAAUUAUUAUGUGAUGCGUAGCGGAGCAUAUGUGCGAUAGGGUUUGUUUACGUUCGAUGAUAGAAUGAACUCACCGCCUUGUCACUUCUGUACACAAUGUGCACUGCUCGGUCUCGCCUCCGUGGCUUUGAAAGUACGCAAGUGGGAUGCAACGGUACGACAACGAUUGUGUAUAAGUGCUUUGCAACGCCUCGGUUGCAUAUACAAAAAGUCUCAUUGUCGAAUGAUAUCUCUGUAAAGUUGUGAAUGAUUCUUUUGAUGUCUCUUUUUUCCCUAAAAUCAUCGUCCUUGAC